CUCUCUCUGUACGACAUUACUCGACAAGGACUGGCAUUCUCACGUGUCCAUAGAUAGUGAGCUCUGAAAUAACGAAAUAAACAGUGACCUGCGAACUUUAAAUGUGAUAGCAGGCUUUAGUGUAAGGUGCACUAAUUAAACUAGAAUAGAAGUCAUCAUAAUUUACUAUGAGACUUGCUGGAGAAAAGGAAAUCGUAUUAAUGCUCAUUUGUUUCUCAAAAUGGCUGGCUACUUCGUUUUGUGGGAGGAAGAUACCGACAAUACAAACAUUGUCGAGAACGAAGCUCUGUCAGGUAUUCAAGAAAGUGAUGUUUUUUCUGACAGUAAUAUUCCUCUUGUGAUGCAGUCUAUGCAACCUCCACCGCAAAUCAUCGCCAUGGUGCCUGGUGCUUCCCAACCAUCUGGUUCAACGUGUUUAUGGAAUGUCCACCACCCGGUAGUAGUACAAUCGUUGGAAAAAUUACCUGAUACCGUUGCUGUUGUACCUGGUAUGACACAUAAAUCUGAUGUAUCACUGCAGGAUCAGGACACGACUACAAGCUCUUCGCUUACUAAGGUCGACUCAGAAAGCGAUCAUCUCGACACGGUUUCUUCGCUGAAUUCUGACCCGAAGGACGUGUUUUUUCAAGAACCAGUGAGUGAUACCAACGAUAAUGUGCUUACACAAAACGAGAAUCAAUCUCCAAACAAAUCUCAAAAAAGACAACCAUCAACCGCUACGGCAGACCUCAAAAUCACGAAGAGCUCGAAGAGACAUGCGACCACUGAUAUGAAGUUUCGUGCGUUUGACAUAAAUUGGCAGAAAGUAAGUGAUAGUAUUCUACUGCGGCUGAAGAAAUUACAAGAUUUUCGUGACAAAAAUCCCACCGGAACUGUUCCCCGUGAAAAGCAAUUCCCAAAAAGUGAGUUGACAGCGUUGGCAAACGCGAUUGUGGACCAAUUAAGGGUCAUAAACGUACACAUUACUGCCAGUACGAUGGAGGAAGUAGCGAAACAAGUGUUGUCUAAAUACCCGUGUUUGAACUUCGUCGACGAUGACGGUUUCGGGACCGGUCAAAGUUUUGUGGUAUUAAAACACAAAAUGAUUAAUAGAAACACAUAUUUGAACCGGUACAAAGAUUCAGACUCACGAUCAUCUGCAGCUGAAACUAAAAGAAACAGAAAUGUGAAAGCUGGGACAAUUAAAGAAUAUUGGGAAGUUUCGGCGGAACAGUGUUCCAAAGAUAUUCUUUCCAAACUGACACGGGAUGAGACUGGUGUUUUGACUGUGGAGUUUUUAACUGCAUCGCAGGCCUAUAUUCGCUUCUAUCUGGAUCAACCGGAAUCACUUAAGGAAUUACUUGCCAGACUCCCCGUUCUUCGUCGUCGCCAACUGAUUAGUUUUCAUUUUGAGAAAGCAACUGGAGUUCAGCUUAACUCUCUCGAAAAGAUGUUCCUUGCUAAACGAGCUAAAAUCAUCGAUUUCUCAGGAUCUAGCCGGCCAGCACUCGUGAUGGAUAAACAUGCGACAGAUUACGACAUUCUAAAAUUUUUGUGCUCCUCGUUAGGAGAAAACAUAGUCCAUCUGAUCAUUCAAAAAGAGAUUGGUACUAAAGUGGCUGAUCUAACUACAGAUUGUGCAGGACCAGUACUUGUUGCUGUAGACCUGGGAAACGAUAAACAUGUAUACUACGUGAUGGUGGAACAGGUUCGGCUGACGGAAGGAACCCAAAAUGUUGUGACUGCCAUUGCUGAUCUCCUAAGUGUACACUAUGUGUAUAAUUUCAUGUAUAUGAAACAGAUAUCCAAGUUUUUGGAGUUCGUUCAAGAAUAUUUUUGCAAAAUCUUGCCGGUGUCUGGAUCCAAAUCGAGGGCUACAAGAAAAAGCCAGCAGCAACGCAUGGUUAAGCGACUGAUUGAAGGUAUCUCUAGCCAUACAGCAACAGCAAGUCUAGCCCGUCAGAUAAACUGAGUAGUGAUUUCCUACGUUGAAUGACAUUGUACUAAUGAGUUUCUCACAAUGUCCGAAGAUUAUAAUUUUUCAUAAUCAUUUUUAACCUAUCUCCUCUGUUAUUCCUAAUAUUGUUUGCUCAACAAUCUCAAAACAUUUGUAUUGGUUGACUUUGUUCCGAAUAAAAUAGAUGCCAAAAUACAACGUUGAAUGCAAAAUCACUGCGUAAUCUAUCUUAUAAGAAAAUCAAACCCCUA
Messenger RNA from Ochlerotatus camptorhynchus, 2187 nucleotides. RefSeq lists its product as uncharacterized. The record is from RefSeq and is a predicted model, not a curated record. Lineage: Eukaryota; Metazoa; Arthropoda; Insecta; Diptera; Culicidae. Bases 221 to 1951 code for a protein of 576 amino acids. The transcript has 4 exons.